UGCGUGAUAGCUGCUCGUUUCGUGAUUGUGUAAGAGAUGAUCGCGCUGAUUGCGGCACUUUAGAAGACAUCUGGACACUUGGCGUGCAUCUCGUCGCAAUUCUCACCCAAGUGAUUUUUCAUACUUAAUUUGAUGCUGAUAUCCUAUGUUGUAUCAAAGAUGAUGAACUCGGAUAUCGCAGAAAUAUUGCAUCGGCCAAUCAGAAGUCUGUCAUUUCCUGAAAACAGUAACAUGGGUAUCUUCGUCGCUAUCGCAGUACCGCUCGAAAAUCCGCUGAGUUCUAUCUCCCUGUCGUACUUCUUCGAAGCUAACUACGUUCUACCACCGAACAUAACGUACUUUGAGCCCUGGACGGAGCUAAAAAGGAAAAAGCGGACUAUCGACAGAGCCACGAUCUAUCGAGUUCUGGAAAGUAAAUUCGAGAGCUCCGGGAAUCCCGGAAGAGAGUGCCUUCUGAGAGCGAUCUGCGAAACCUCGGAAUAUCCGCUUCGGCACAACGGAAUCAUCGGCGACAUAAUGCACGUGAUUUUCACUCCUAGCGCGUCGAGGCACGAAGAAUUGCCGCAAGAUGUUGUCGAGGCCGAGCUAGUCGGCCGCAAUGGAAACUGCUCCAAGUACCAACCGCAAUGUCCGCAGGGACUCUUCGACUUGAUUGGAGUCCUCGCGUGAACUCUGAAAAAUCGUCGCCAAGUUUACCGUGUGGUUUUCGAGAAACAAACAAACAGUCUAAUUGCGCCGCUAUUGAAAAGCUACGUCCACAUGUUGUCAAACGUGAAUGUAAUAUGUUUCUGUAGUUUCGACAGUCUCGUUGAUUCGAUCUAUUAGAUAGAGAGAGAUGUGUAUUGACAGA
Camponotus floridanus (Florida carpenter ant) is the source of this 850-nucleotide messenger RNA. RefSeq lists its product as uncharacterized. The record is from RefSeq and is a predicted model, not a curated record. The transcript has 5 exons. The coding region runs from base 133 to 669 and encodes 178 amino acids. Lineage: Eukaryota; Metazoa; Arthropoda; Insecta; Hymenoptera; Formicidae.